AUGGCUGGCAGAAAAGCAGGGGAGUACCCGCGCAAACGCUUGUAUUUGGUGAGAAAUACCGAUCUGCACCCCUGGAGCGGGUCGUGCUGGGGUUCAAACCAGACGUGUCGUACUACAGGUUUCAGCCAUGGUGGCGGUCGACCAACCUUGAUAUUUUGCUACACUCGUGGGUCUGCUCAAGAGACCUGUCGCUACCUUGUCCGCAACAAGCACAUGCUGCAAAACCAGCAUCCAGCCGAUACACUUGACCACUCGAUUCAGGCAACCAGAUCCUCAACGAUAUUGUACCGCAUGGCAUUGCAUUCCAUCAUGCUGGUCUCUCUGCUAGCGAUCGAGCCAGACUCUGAGCAACUAUUCAAGAGCGGAUCGAUCCAUAUUCUCUUCUCAGCUAACAUCGAUGAUGUUGGUGUAGGUUCAACAUCCACGCUUGGAAUCGGAAUUAAUUUGCCAGCGUACAUGGUCAUUGUCAAAGGGACAAAAGGUUAUGUUGACGCUGGAAACGUUGAAUACAGUGCGUCAGAGAUACUCCAGUUUAUUGGCCGUGCGGGGCGGCCUCAGUUUGGGAACAGUGGCAAAGCGAUCAUUCUUACCGAGAGCUUCAAUGUCGAUAAAUAUCGAGAUUUGGUGACUGGCCAGGAGGUUCUUGAGAGCAACAAGCUAGCAGAAGUAAUUCUCUGCAACUGCGACAAACAGGUUUUCAAGACGGCAUCUGAUAUUGUUGAGUGGCUGUCAAAGACAUUCUUUGCUGUGCGCAUACGAAAGAAAUUCCCAGAAGGAGCUAUACAUGGGAUUGUCAAACAAGAAAUCUCAGCGCUUACGCGCACAAAUUUGCUAACAGAAGUUGACGGUGGGAUCGGCCUGACAGAUAUCGGAAAGUGUGUUGCAAAGUACCGAGUCAACCCAAUAGCUAUGGCGAAGAUGCUAGAGGCAAUGCCAGAGGAGCCCAGCUACCAGCAAAUUUUUGAAGGAAUAUGCGGUAGUGAUGUAUUCGAUGACCUCAAGAUCACAGCUGGGCAGAAAGGCGUACUCAACGGGAUGAGCAAGGCACCUGGGCUCCCACUUAGGCUAAAGGGACGCAUCCAGGAUAUCAGAGACAAAGUCCUUGUUCUACUGCAGUAUCGGCUACUGGGCAAGGAUAUCCCGUAUACCAAGUACUCGGCCGGGCUAUCUCGUGAUAUGAGCAGAGCCAUCCAGAUGGCUCUUGGCCCAGCAAAGUGCAUCCGUGACUAUUAUGCAGACAAGCGGGACAGAGAUGGGAUCAUUCAUGGGAGUGAGAAUGUAAGCACGAAGCAUAUAUUUUUCAGUAUACCAAUAUCCUCCGGUGUACAUAUGGCUACUACAACAGCAUCCCUUCGUAGUGCGCGCGAGAUUUCGGCACGAUGCUUCGAGAGCUGCUCAGCAGUACUACAGCAGCUUGAUGGAGUCGGACCCCGCUAUGCAGAGAUAAUGUGGAGCAACAAUAUCCAGUCUGUCACAAGUCUGCUGUCAACAAACGCUUGGCAGAUUGAGUAUCUGCUAACAAGGAAUCCCCCGUUUGGCACCAAGGUGCUGUCUGCAGCGGCAAGUAUACCGUCGUUUUCUGCCAAGGUCUUCUUAGACUGGAUAGAUGCGGACACUGUUGUGUUUACGAUCGAGGUUGGUUGCGAGUACCGGCAACGAUUGGUAGCAGGCACUGAUAAUCGGCAUGGCAACGAUGAGAUCAGCGCAACUGUCCUCGCUCAUACUUCUGACGGUGUCCUACUCAAGUACGAGGCUAUUAGUUUCGGUACAGCGUCAGCAUUUUAUGCAACACAGGCAGGGCUGUGUAAUCCAUCGCCAGGGUCGUCGGUGAUAGUAGAGGUAGCAUCCGAGAGGCACGUCGGAUGCGAAAAACGCGUAGAAGUGCCUAUCAGACAAGUGAGCAGCGCUGCUACCCAACAACAGAUCACCUCAAAUGCACCGCCAAGCCUGGCCCAGCAAUAUGACGAUAUAAUCAUCGACUCGGAUGACUUGGAAGCAAUUGUACUCAUGCCCGAUGAUGACGAUGACUCAGCAGCUUAAUGGGCUUCACAGAGCCUUCCAUGAUGUGUUU
Molecule: messenger RNA, 2071 nt
Organism: Linderina pennispora
Lineage: Eukaryota; Fungi; Kickxellomycota; Kickxellomycetes; Kickxellales; Kickxellaceae
Exons: 12
Coding region: 1-2040 (679 amino acids)
Source: RefSeq, a predicted model, not a curated record